Staurois parvus is the source of this 468-nucleotide messenger RNA. Lineage: Eukaryota; Metazoa; Chordata; Amphibia; Anura; Ranidae. The record is from the annotation of a GenBank genome assembly.
ACCCGUUCUCCCCUCCCUCCCCAAAGGUCCGCAAUCUCUGGUAAUCUCCUUUACUGUCUGCAGUCUCUGGUCAUUCCCUGUACGCAGUCCGCAGUCUCUGGUCAUUCCCUGUACGCAGUCCGCAGUCUCUGGUCAAUCCCUCUACUAUGUCCGCAGUCUCUGGUCAUCCCCUGUACUAUAUCCACAGUCUCUGGUCAUCCCCUGUACUAUAUCCGCAGUCUCUGGUCAUCCCCUGUACUAUAUCCGCAGUCUCUGGUCAUCUCCUGUACUAUAACCUCCUUGCUUGUUAUCUGUUCUUUAGCGCUGCAUACCCCAUUGACAAUCUCCUGUACUAUGUCCGCAGUCUCUGGUCAUCUCCUGUACUAUGUCCGCAGUCUCUGGUCAUCUCCUGUACUGUGUCCGCAGUCUCUGGUCAUCUCCUGUACUGUGUCCGCAGUCUCUGGUCAUCUCCUGUACUGUGUCCGCAGU